This is a messenger RNA of Patiria miniata (bat star), 2753 nucleotides long. Its product is annotated as aquaporin-like. Gene Ontology annotation, biological process: transmembrane transport. The coding region runs from base 230 to 1045 and encodes 271 amino acids. NCBI's taxonomy places the organism in Eukaryota, Metazoa, Echinodermata, Asteroidea, Valvatida, Asterinidae. Gene Ontology annotation, molecular function: water channel activity. Gene Ontology annotation, cellular component: plasma membrane. The record is from RefSeq and is a predicted model, not a curated record. The transcript is spliced from 3 exons.
GCUUCCGAUUAUUGAGCACAGCGCGCUGUGAUGUGUCGGUGACACAAGUGAUUCACACUGACUGCACUGUCCACCGAGCUCUUCAGUCUUGACCCAACAGUCUAGUAUAAAGUAGUAAACCGACGUGAAUCGUGUGCCAGAGGAACACAAAUACCUCUUCCUCAGGACUGCACAGUCAUUUUCUUUUGCCGAUCCGAUCGCAUCAGCGACAUCGCACGCCUUUUUCAAAAUGCCGCAAGUUGUGGAUAAAAUGAGCAAGGAGAUUCGCACGGCGGCCUUCUGGCGUGCGUGCCUGGCGGAGUUCAUCGGUACACUGUUCUUCGUUUUCCUGGGACUGGGUUCGACCGUCACUACGGCCGCCGACCUUGUACGGAUCUCCCUUGCCUUUGGCUUGGCCAUCGCGACAAUGGUCCACUGUACGGCGCACAUUAGCGGUGGUCACCUCAACCCGGCAGUAACGAUCGGCUUUUGGGUCACUCAUGCCAUUACUCCCUUACGGGCCAUCCUCUACAUCGUCGCCCAGGUUCUUGGAGGAAUUGCCGGGGCUGGCAUCCUCUCUGGCUUAGCCGCGCCUGGUUGGAAUGGAGGUCCCACGAAGCCUGGUCCAGGCGUGAUGAACUACCAGGCCUUCAUCCUUGAAAUCUUCCUGACUUUCCAGUUGGUCUUUACCGUGUUUUCCACGGUGGAUCCAGACCGUAAAGGCUUCACCGGCUCCGGUCCACUUGCCAUCGGGCUUGCGGUAGCUCUAGGCCAUUUCGCUGGGAUCGAGCUCAGCGGUGCUAGUAUGAACCCUGCCAGAUCCAUUGCGUCGGGGUUCGUGUCCGGAGACUGGACCGCACACUGGGUCUACUGGGUCGGGCCGCUUCUGGGUGGGAUCUUGGCCGCUGGAAUUUACGACAUCAUCCUCGCUCCCACGGCCAACGCCAGUCGCCUGCGGAAAUGUGUCACGUGUAAGUACGACGCCAGCGAAGAAGAAGAACCAAGGGGAGAUAUCGACUUGAGCAUCGUGAACCACGCUCACGUGGCAGACGAACCCAAACUCUAGGACACCGGGGCUAUAUGUAUAGCAGUGAUCUUGAGUUCAUGAAAGAUCACGUAUUGUUAAAAAAAAAAUGGUUUGGUUUUUUUUAGGGGGGGGGGGUGCAACAGUUCUGUUUGAGGCGUUACAGAUUUAUGCUAGCCAUGAUCUCGUAAUUUGGAUUUCUUCCUAUUGACGAAUUAUUAAUGAAAACUUUAUUUUGAAAGUUAGCCACGUUUACUCCAUUUCGACUUUUUCUUUUAUGCGUCAUUGACACAGAUUUGACCUUUUCUAUGUACUUGGGGAACCGUCAGUGAGUUGAAGGUGAAUUAUAAUUAUGUAAAUUUUAUUCUGACGCUUCUGCAACAGUCACUAUAGAUGUGAUUGGCCGGCCGGCUGUCGCGCAUUAUAGCGACUCACGGUGAACAUGCGCAUCAAGCCAUAUGCAUAAUUAGCAAUGUCUUCAACCGAAACUUUAUACUGAAAAGAAAACCUUAAGCAUUGCGAAAAGAAGUUAAAUGUUUGAUUUUGCGAUAUCGCUCAUACUAGUUAGUCCACGACCAAAUUUAACGAAUCUCUCUCCAAGUUGUGAAAACAUUUCAGGCAUUACUUAAAUUGUAUAUAUUAAAUGAAUUGUUACAUAAUUAUCGAAUUAACAGACCCUAUUUUAUACAAGUCGAUAAUCGACAUGCAAUGUUCAUCUGUAUGUAUUAAAUGAGGUACGGAAAAUGCAAUCGCCAUAUUGCAGCCCAUUCCAGUUCAUCUGAUGACGCUUUAGCAUCGUUUUGUACCUAAAUUGCCCAAUGAACUAAUUUUUGACAGACAUUAAAUUUGGUUUUAUAGUGAAGAGCACAUGUUUAGACGGAUAGAGGGUGGGUUGGGAACAAUAUUAUCCAGACAAAAUAAGACUUCCUUUUCCCAUUUAGGGACCUUAACACGUAAACUAACUUUGUAUGUGAUUGUUGUAUUACUGCGAAGGAACUCAGUGUUGCAAUUACCUCAAACCAAACCAAAUCGUUCAUAUAUUUGAAUUCUCACACGAAUGUUAGUUCUCAAGCUUGGGGCAUAAAGACAAUAGGGCCUAAUUACCAAAUCCUCAUACGACAUCGAUGUGUGUAUAUAUCCAUGUAUCCUGGGUGAUUGAAUAUGGAAUUAAUUUAUCAGUUAAAGCAUGGAAGCGUGUUUUGAUGUAUAGGCUUGCUAACGAAGUUAGAAGAUUUUUGUAAUUGAACAAGACCGUCAUGCUUUGGGGAAAAAGUACAAGUUACACUAAGUGAAUUUUGAGCUAUGCAAACUGACAUCGGGUUGAAGAAGGAUUGGUUUUCAUGACUUUUCCUUGUUUUGUUUUCUUAAAAAAAUAAAUUUUGUUGUUCAUUGUUUAAGCCUAUGUGAAACGAAAAGCCAGUUUUUGUAUACUCUGUAAGAAUAUUUAUGUAUAUUGUAUAACUGUUACAGGUGUUUAUUUUUUGUUUAAGCUGCUUCGCUUUGGAACUAUAACAUUGGAAGUAAAACCAGCAGAAAUGGUUGCAUAUGAUGACGUCUUGCUAUGUGGAGGAUUGAAGUUGGUAUGAAAUAAUCUCCAAGUGGAUUGAAUAAAUUUUGUACAAUUAAAAUUGAAUGUAUGUUUUCUUGAUCUAAAGCUGUAAACAAAGAGCAUUAAAUUCGGUUAAAAAUUUACAGGGGUUGUACAGGGGGUUAACGUUAGAUUUUCAAUAAAUUUGGACGGAACAAUGAU